ACAUGGAGGACACCCGGUGGUCUUGAGUGGGGCCUCAAUACACUUCACCAAGCACAUUUCAGUUAUUAAUUUCUUCCAAUAAAUUCAUCUCCAUCCACACCAAAUCAUCAUAAACGGGCAUCAGCACGAUGAAGGCCAAGAGUAAGAGUAAGAGGAAUGUACGUAAAUUCGGUAGAUUGAAGAUCAAUCAGAAAGAGGAACCACCCAGCAAUGAUGAUAGCAUUGAUUUGUCCAAUUUACGUAAGCCUAUUCCAACGAGUUUGUCGAGUUUACGACAAGUGGCUAAGCUGUUUGAUACCGGAAAUAAUGAAGUUAAAUCGAUACUUGAUUAUGAGUGUGAAGUCAUUUAUGAAUGUAGAAUCUGCAGGAGUUUGUUCAGGAGUUUGGCGAAUUUUAUAUCCCACAAGAGGGUUUACUGCAGGGUUAAAUUCGAUAUUUCUACGGAUAAGAGCGCCAUCGAUCCGCCUGGAAUGCCAAUUCUCAUUCCCAACAUCGCGAACCCAUCAACCUCGGACACCGAAUCCAAGGAGAACUGCCGGAAUGAUCGUUCCUCCAGGAAUCAGCCCCCAGAUCCUGUCCCUCGUAAAGACCUGACCUCAGUGGUGGCAAUGCUCCAAAAACGAAAAACGGAGGAGAAUUUAGGUGCUCCACGAGCUUCACCACCCCUCCGUAUAAUCGCAGACACAGAACAGGUCCUGCUGGAGGUGCUGGACUCAAAUCCUGUGGCCUAUCAGACAGUCCUAGAGCCAACGCACACAGAAAUUGACUCCACAGAUCUAAUGAAAGCUCAAGCAAACGAAGUACAAAAUAUUCUGAGUCGUAACACAGCGGUUCUCGGUCCGGAUGGUCAACUGAUCGAAGUGAGUCAUCUGGAGAAAUCAGAUAGUCCUCUGCAGUUUCUGGAUAACCCUGAGGACUCAUUGUCCUCCACUUCCUCAGCUGAGACAAAUCUCAUCUGCUCACUGUGCGAUGCCAAAUUCGCUACCAAGAAAACCCUGACAUUUCACAUGAAAUCACUGCACACACCUCACCGCAUGGUGUAUCCAUGUCCCUGUUGCGAGAGUCUCUUCACGAAUCCCUGGGGUGUCUAUCGUCAUCUGUACAAGAUCCACAGGAAGAGCAACGAGCAGGUGAGAAAAUUGAGGGCACAGAUACAGGAAAAAGCUUACAGAACUGAAUCAACACGUGCUCAGGACAUUGAAAAAGACUGUGCUAAUAGCAAAUUAAAUAACAAUCACGAGCCAAUGAUUAAUGAGACAGAAGAGUGGAUGGCACAUCUGGAGAGUGAUGGGGAGUUGCAGAGGUGUGGUGGAUGUGGAAAAAGAUUUGACAGGAAAGCUGCACUUUUAUCGCACUCGCAAAUCUGUCAGAAGAGAAUUGCAGCGUGCAGUGAUGGUGCUGCAAGACUCAAGAGACAGCAAAAGUCAUCGGAAAUUGUACUCGAGACCUCGACAUUGACACCUCUCACCACUAGAGUGUCAAUACCUGAGGGGAGUAUUUCUGUCAAGGAUAUCAUUCCGAAGGUGGUGAAGGAUAGCCAGAAGGAGGAGGUCGUCAGGCUGCCUAAUCUGUCAUCAGCUGUGACCCUGACUAGACUUGGACAGGAGCCAGAGAUUGGUAUCAGGGUGGAAGGGAUCAGCACCUUGAGCAAGGACGCUUGGGAGAAAAUGGGAGGUGAUGGAGCUGAAGACCUCGAGGGAACCAUUGAGUCCGGCAUUGGGGAUUUUCAGAAUGGAGUCAAGGUGGAGAAGAGGGACGAUGAGGAGGAGAUGGAUGAUGAUCCUGAGAUCAUCUUUACGAAGAUCGAGAAGAUCAAGGGUGCUGUGGGGAAUAGUGUCACGGGGAAGAGGAGGAAGAGAGUGGCGCAGACAGAGAGACGAAAUUCUCAUUCUUCAUUGCUCAAACGCAGCAGAACUUCAUCGUUGAAGGAGACAUCCGAGUCAGGGCGUCCUGUCUCCAGUCGUGUCAAAGCCAUUGAACACAGAAUAGCAACAAUUGCAGAUCUACCAAAACUGCAUUGUCUUCCCUGUAACAAAAAAUUCUCCAGUAUGGCUCAUCUCCGUAGGCACAUGGCAAUUCAUAUCAAUUGGAAUCGAUAUCGAUGCAAGGUCUGUGGAUUCAAAUGCUAUGAGAAAGUCGACUGCGUUGCUCACUGCAAUAUGGCUCAUGAUGCCAAGAAUAAUCGCAUCGCUAUCGCUGGAAUGAUGACGGAAAUUCAAAUCGAUGAAAGUACUCUGUGUAAUGCUGCUGGUCGGAGUCUAUUGAAGAAACAGAAUAAGGAAGCUGCUUAUCUUGAAGUUAUAGAUGUUACCAAGGCUAAUACCACUUCUCAUGAUAUUGCUAAUGCCAAUGAGGAGAUGGACUGCAUACAGAACGGUGACGUGAACUCGUCGAAGAAAACUCUUGAUUCGGAUUUGGAUGACCGCGCAGAAGACUCAUCUGACCGUUCGAAAAGGGUAAAACUGGACGAAGACCCAGAGCUCCGGAGAAUGGUGAUGGAGGUGAUCUUCGGUUCGUCAGAGAGUUCCUCAUCCCCGAGUGACCAAUCCCUCAGCAGUGCAAACACUCCAAAACCCAUGGAGCAUGAACCAAUUGAUCAGCGAAGUACCUCAUCAAGUCCUACAUCAAUUGACCUCCUGAAUCAAUCACCGAAGACCACAGAAUCACCGAAAAAUGAGGACAAAGUGCAAAGACCAACGCGAAUUCGAUCAAAAGUCAUCGAUAAAGAUUUCAUCUAUGAUCUGGAUGCUGUACUGAUGCAGGAGCCAGUGAUGAUGAAGGAAAACAGUAAUGAAACUGCUCUCAAAUCCUCAAAUGAUAAAAAACGUAAUUCAAUUGAGGUGAAUGAUUUCAAAGGUGGUGAUGAUCUCACUGUCGUCGUCUACACGAGUGAUGAAGUUGAUAAUAAAUUGCAGGAGAUACCCAAGACCAAUAUCAUCGUCUGUGACAAGUAAAUUCUGAUAAUCGGAGGCCUGAAAUUUUAUUUGUCUCUCAUUGAAAAAUUUACAUGUAAAAUUAUGAAUAUCGAUAUUUUUUUUUUUCGCUUAUUCGAAUGAUUUAUUCCAUUUUUCGUUGUAACUUUUCUCUUUUCAUCGUUUAUCUCGUUCGGUUUUGCAAGGAUCAUACAAUAUGAUUGACAGUAUUUAUCCAAUUUAUUCAUUGGGACGUUCAACAAACACAUGACUGUGUUUUAUAUGAUGAUGAAUUAUAAUUAUCCAUGUACAAGGGACAGUGUUGAUAUUGUAUUGCUAUUUUUUGUCCCGUUGUAUAUACAAUGGAGGAACAUUGAUCGAUUGUACGUGAAUGUAUUCUAAGGGAAAUAAAAUUUAAAAAUCA
Molecule: messenger RNA, 3336 nt
Organism: Fopius arisanus
Lineage: Eukaryota; Metazoa; Arthropoda; Insecta; Hymenoptera; Braconidae
Exons: 4
Coding region: 129-2954 (941 amino acids)
Source: RefSeq, a predicted model, not a curated record